GGCCUCGUCAUGGUGCACAACGAGAGGAGCUGGACACCCCCGGGGCGCUCCUUGAACUGGACCCAGGAGAACCUGCCGCUCCGCUGCGACGAGGAUCCUGCCCUCACACCGGUGCAGCGAGUGCUGCUGGAGCUCACGGUGUCGCUGGAGACGCUGCAGGAGGUGAAGGGCCGCAUGAUGGAGGCCCUGGCCAAGGGGCUGAGCCGGCAGACGCACGCGCAGGCCAGCGUGCGCACGCUGCCCACCUACGUGUGCUCCACGCCCGACGGCACCGAAAAGGGCGACUUCUUGGUGGUGGAGCUGCGCCGGAGACACGUGCGGACACUUUGGGUGACCCUGCCGGGCGACGGCAACCAGAACCUGCAGCUGAAGGAGCAGCUCUUCGACACGCCGGAGGACAUCAUGCAGGGCAGCGGGGAAGCGCUCUUCGACUUCAUCGCCCAAUGCCUGGGCCAGUUCCUGGACGGCGCCGGCCUCAGCAGCCCCCAGCAGCGCCUGCCCUUGGGCUUCGUCUUCCCGUUCAGCUGCAGGCAGACGCGGCUGGACCAGGGUGAGCUCAUCGCCUGGUCCAAGGGCGUCCACUGCAGCGACGUGGAGGGGCACGACGUGGUGCAGCUGCUGCAGGCGGCCAUCAACAAGCAGCAGCGUUACCACGUGGAUGUCGUUGCCCUCUUGAACGACACGGUGGGCACCAUGAUGAGCUGCAGCGUGGAGGGGAUGCCCUGCGAGGUUGGCUUGGUCAUUGAUGUGGGCACCAACAGCUGCUUCAUGGCGGAAGGCUGCCUUGUGGAGAUGGCCGAGGAGACCAGCGGGCGGAUGUGUGUCAACACCGAGUGGGGCUGCUUCGGCGACGACGGCGCCCUGAGYGACGUGCUGACCCGCUACGAUGAGAGCGUGGACCAAGAGUCCCGCAGACCCGGCCACAAGAGGUUUGAGAAGCUCAUCGGGGGCCUCUACCUCGGGGAGAUCGUGCGGCACGUGCUGGCCAAGCUGGCCGCGGAGGGAGCCCUCUUCAGCGGGGCUGCAGCCGCCGCCCUGGCCACCAAGGAUGUGCUCAAGACGCAGCAAGUGCUGGAGAUCAUCGACGACGAGGCGGGCCUGGCCGUGGCACGCRGCGCCCUGCAGGCGCUGGGGCUGGCGCCCAGCGAGCAGGACUGCUGCCACGUGCAGCAGCUGUGCCGCGCCGUGGUGACCCGCGCCGCGGGGCUCUGCGCCGCCGGCCUCGCCGCCAUCCUCAGCUACAUGUGCCAGAGCCGCGAGCUGGAGCGCCUCAAAGCCAACGUGGCGGUGGACGGCGCCGUGUACCGGGGUCACGCCAGGUUCGGGGAGGUCCUGCAGCGCGUGACCAAGCUGCUGGCCCCCGAGUGCGUGGCCACGCUGGUGCCCUCGGUGGACGGGAGCGGGCGCGGGGCCGCCGUGGUGACGGCGGUGGCCCUGCGCCUGGCGGCGCAGCGCCGCGACAUGGACCAGCUGCUGGCGCCGCUGCGGCUCGGCCCGGCCGACCUGCAGCGCGUGCAGGCGCUCAUGCGGCGCGAGAUGGAGCUGGGCCUCAAGCCGGAGACCAACGCGCAGUCCUCCGUGCGCAUGCUGCCCACCUACGUGCGCAACACGCCGGACGGCACCGAGAGAGGCGAUUUCCUGGCGCUGGACCUGGGCGGCACCAACUUCCGCGUGCUGGUAGUGCACGUGGAGCACAACGGCGUCCGCAUGGCCAGCCAGAUCUACGCCAUCCCGCUCGCCAUCAUGCAGGGCACCGGCGAGGCGCUCUUCGACCACAUCAUCGACUGCAUCAUGGACUUCCAGCAGAAGCAGGGCAUGACGGGGCAGGUCCUGCCCCUCGGCUUCACCUUCUCCUUCCCCUGCCAUCAGCUGGGCCUGGACAAGGCCAUGCUGCUGAGCUGGACCAAAGGCUUCAGCGCCUCGGACUGCGUGGGCAGGGACGUGGUGCAGAUGCUGCGGGAGGCUGCGCAGCGCAAACAGCACGCAGGGCUGGAUGUGGUGGCCGUGGUGAAYGACACCGUGGGCACCAUGAUGUCUUGUGGCUAUGACGACCCCAGCUGUGAGAUCGGCCUCAUCGUGGGCACAGGCACCAACGCCUGCUACAUGGAGGAGAUGAAGAACGUGGGCACCGUCGACGGCGAGGAGGGCCGCAUGUGCAUCAACAUGGAGUGGGGUGCCUUUGGGGAGAACGGCUGCUUGGACGACAUCUUCACCGACUUCGACCGCAUGGUGGACGAGAAAACCAUCAACCCGGGCAAGCAGAGGUUCGAGAAGCUCAUCAGCGGCAUGUACCUGGGCGAGAUCGUGCGCUACAUCCUGCUGGCGCUGGUGGAGAAGCACAUCCUAUUCCGGGGCAAGCCCGCGCCCAAGCUCCAGACCAGGGACAUCUUCCAGACCAAGUUCCUCUCCACCAUCGAGAUCGACGGGCUGGCCCUGGGGCAAGUGCGCGGGGUCCUGCACGAGCUGGAGCUGGAGGCCAGCUUCGAGGACAGCGUGCUGGUGCGCGAGGUGUGCCAGACCGUGUCGCUGCGCGCCGCCCAGCUCUGCGCCGCCGGCCUGGCCGCCGUCGUGGAGAAGAUGCGCGAGAGCCGGGGCCUGGCCCAGCUGGCCGUCACCGUGGGGGUGGACGGCACCCUCUACAAGAUGCACCCGCGCUUCUCGCAGCACCUGCAGCGCACGCUGCGCGAGCUGGCACCCCAGUGCUCCGUCACCUUCCUGCAGUCGGAGGACGGCUCGGGCAAGGGGGCAGCGCUGGUGGCCGCCGUGCACUGCCGCGUGGCCCAGGCGCAGGGGCCGCAGUAG
This is a messenger RNA of Nothoprocta perdicaria, 2802 nucleotides long. RefSeq names its product hexokinase 3 (gene HK3). Gene Ontology annotation, cellular component: mitochondrion; cytosol. The transcript is spliced from 19 exons. Gene Ontology annotation, biological process: intracellular glucose homeostasis; glycolytic process; glucose 6-phosphate metabolic process. Bases 10 to 2802 code for a protein of 930 amino acids. Gene Ontology annotation, molecular function: fructokinase activity; ATP binding; D-glucose binding. The record is from RefSeq and is a predicted model, not a curated record. NCBI's taxonomy places the organism in Eukaryota, Metazoa, Chordata, Aves, Tinamiformes, Tinamidae.